This is a messenger RNA of Solanum verrucosum, 429 nucleotides long. RefSeq lists its product as uncharacterized. The record is from RefSeq and is a predicted model, not a curated record. Bases 1 to 429 code for a protein of 142 amino acids. The transcript is spliced from 2 exons. NCBI's taxonomy places the organism in Eukaryota, Viridiplantae, Streptophyta, Magnoliopsida, Solanales, Solanaceae.
AUGGGGGUGCAAAAGGCAAUGUGUUUAGCCCAAUCAACUGAUACACGAGUGGCCCGACUCGAGAGGUCCAUUCCAGGGAUGAUCGAGAGUGCCAUACUUGCUACACUCACCCUGCUUCAGACUUUUGUUGAUGCUUUGAUGGUGAGAAUCACAACUUGUGAAAACAGACAGGGAAAGUCUUCUGAGGUUUCAGCUUUAAAAGCCGAAGUAGCAGAUCUGAGGAAGGAUGUAGACUAUCUAAAGACUAUUGACUUCGGUUCAUUAAUAGAAAGGGAAGACGACCUGGACGUGCCUGAGACCUCGGGGAUCCCUCUGGCUACCACCAGAUAUGUGCAGAGGGGUGGCACAACAGAUGAUGAUUCAGAUGUAGGGACAGAUGAGGAGCUACUAGCAACACCUGAGGAGGAGAUUGUAGAGAGUCGAGAAUAA